UAGAACGAAGUAGACGGCAAAACAUAUAUAUUUCACAUUUCAUAAAAGAAAAUCGUGAGUUAAAGCGAAUAAACAGCUACAGAGAUCGGUUUGAGGGAGAAACGUGAUUGAUAAAGUUGAGUUGAUAGAAAAACAGAAGACAAAACCGCAACCAUGGCACUCAAUGUUUCCACAAAAGUGACUGAGAAUCUCUCGCGCUACGAAAUGGUGGCCUGGGUCAAUAGUCGCCUGCGUUUGGAGGUCACAAGAAUCGAGCAGCUAUGCACGGGAGCAGCAUACUGUCAAUUCAUGGACAUGAUGUUUCCCAACUCAGUGUCAUUAAAGAAGGUCAAGUUUGCUGCAACUCUUGAGAACGAAUACUUACAGAACUUUAAGUUGUUGCAGGCAGCUUUCUUUAAGGUGUCUAUAAACAAGGUUAUACCCGUUGAGAAACUGAUUAAAGGUCGUUUCCAAGAUAACUUUGAAUUUGUGCAAUGGUUUAAAAAAUUCUUUGACGCGAACUACAAAGGUGGGGAAUACGAUGCCGUCGCAGCCCGGGAAGGUGCCUCAAUGGCAUUUGCUUCCGAAAGAGUACCGGGAGCCAGCACCAUCCGACGUGGUUCAUUGACAUCUCGGCGUCCCUCAGGGAUGUCUUUAGGGAGCACCUCUACUUCGUUGGUUUUUCAUCAGCCCAUUGAAAGGGAGAUCCAGACUGAUGUAAAUACGCUCGAGUCGAGUGUCACAUUAGAAUUGCAGAAGGAGCGCGACUUUAACUAUUCUAAGCUUCGCGACAUUGAGGUUCUCUGCCAUAAAUCUGAGGACCCCGAUGUGAUGCCGAUUGUAGAGAGCAUUCAAUCAAUCUUGUAUGCUACUAGUGAGGGAUUUUGCACCCCAAUCGCACCGAAAUCAGAGCAGGGGGAGUAAUAAACGUGAAAUGAAACACAAAACACGAAAUUAUAUAUCCGCAUAUUCAUACUCAAUUUGUUGACCGCUGCUGUUGCUAUACACUACAUUUGAUGAAAAAAUA
Messenger RNA from Drosophila serrata, 1006 nucleotides. RefSeq names its product microtubule-associated protein RP/EB family member 1-like. The record is from RefSeq and is a predicted model, not a curated record. Gene Ontology annotation, molecular function: microtubule binding. Lineage: Eukaryota; Metazoa; Arthropoda; Insecta; Diptera; Drosophilidae.